AUGUCCCGCCUCUCCUCGACCUCCCCCACCGAACGCCCCGACGCCAUCGACCACUGCCUUGCGGGCAUCUCGCGCCUCUCCUCCGAAGUCAAAGACGCGUCCUCGUACAUCCCCGCCUACGACCAGCGCACCUACGGCGACGCCAUCAAAGCCCUGCAGGAAAAGCUGCAGAAUGUGAGGGCUGAAUUGGGCGCGGGGCCCAAGAAGUUCAAGUUCACGACCAAGAAGAAUCGCAGUGCGAUUAGCAUUGGGGAGGCGGCGGAGAUGGCGCAGAAUAGGAGGUUGCUGGGGCCGGGAGGGGGCGCAUGGGAUAGUUCGGCGGGGAGCUCGGCGGUAAAUAGUGCGUUCUCGCCGACGCCGUUGGAGAAGCUGAGUCCCGGGGAGGAGAAGAGGGAGCUGGAGGCACUCAAGCUAGAGAAGAAUGGGGCUGAGGCGGUGGGCGUGAAGGUUGAGGAUCGAGAUGGCGAGCACGUCGUGCUGCCGACGUCUGAAGCGCAAUCGGGCAGCUCGGGCGUGGUAUCGAACGUGAGGGGAAGCGUCGUCGAUCUGUCUGCGCCGACCAUGAGCGGUGGUUCAUUUGCGACGCUGACGCUGAAGAACAUCCAGAGGAGCUUGGUGGUGACUGGGCGCGUGGCGGGCCCGAUUCACAUGACGGAUUUGAAGAACAGUGUCAUCAUCAUGAGCUGUCGGCAAUUCCGCAUGCAUGGGUCAAAGAAGGUGGAUGUCUAUUUGCAUUGCUCGAGCCGGCCCAUCAUUGAGGAUUGCGAGGAUAUUCGAUUUGCGCCAUUACCACAGAUCUACAUGACAGCGGACCUAACAAGUUCUACGAAUCAGUGGGAUCAGAUCGACGACUUCAAAUGGCUCAAGGCAGAAGCCAGCCCCCACUGGAGCAUCUUGCCGGAGCCCGAACGUGCUCAAGAAAAACUACCUGGCCAAGACAACCAGGGUCCAGACAAUAUUCUUCGUGCAUUCAGGGUAUCUACAUCCUGA
Molecule: messenger RNA, 990 nt
Organism: Paraphaeosphaeria sporulosa
Lineage: Eukaryota; Fungi; Ascomycota; Dothideomycetes; Pleosporales; Didymosphaeriaceae
Product: TBCC-domain-containing protein
Exons: 2
Coding region: 1-990 (329 amino acids)
Biological process (GO): post-chaperonin tubulin folding pathway; tubulin complex assembly
Cellular component (GO): cytoplasm
Source: RefSeq, a predicted model, not a curated record